Stereum hirsutum FP-91666 SS1 is the source of this 2065-nucleotide messenger RNA. RefSeq names its product dihydrolipoyl dehydrogenase. The transcript is spliced from 8 exons. Gene Ontology annotation, cellular component: mitochondrion; oxoglutarate dehydrogenase complex. Lineage: Eukaryota; Fungi; Basidiomycota; Agaricomycetes; Russulales; Stereaceae. Bases 29 to 1552 code for a protein of 507 amino acids. The record is from RefSeq and is a predicted model, not a curated record. Gene Ontology annotation, molecular function: flavin adenine dinucleotide binding; dihydrolipoyl dehydrogenase (NADH) activity.
AAACACUCUUCCUCCGUCACGCACCGCGAUGCUCACCGUACAAAAGGCCUCAAAAUCUAGCGCACCACGGCUUGCCCGCCGUGUCGCACCCUCAGCAGUCGGACGCUGGCAGUCUGUCCGAGGACUCGCGACUCCGUCCGAGCCCUACGAUGUGGUGGUCAUCGGCGGAGGUCCUGGUGGUUAUGUCGCGGCCAUUAAGGCUGGCCAACUUGGUCUGAGGACGGCAUGUAUCGAGAAACGAGGUGCUCUUGGUGGAACUUGUCUGAACGUCGGCUGCAUACCUUCUAAGGCCAUGCUCAACAACUCGCACAUGUACCACCAGACUCAGCACGAUCUGAAACACCGUGGUAUUGAUGUCUCUGGUGUUAGCCUCAACCUCACGCAGAUGUUGAAGGCCAAGCAGGAUUCGGUCACUGGUCUUACGAAGGGUGUCGAGCAUCUCUUCAAGCAGAACAAGGUCGACUAUAUCAAGGGCACUGCUUCCUUCUCUUCUCCGACCACGCUCUCGGUCCAGCUCAACGAUGGUGGGGAGACGGAAGUCAACGCAAAGAACGUCAUCAUCGCUACUGGAUCUGAGGUCGCACCGUUCCCUGGCGGCGCCAUCGAGAUCGACGAGAAGCAAAUCGUCAGCUCGACUGGUGCAUUGGAGUUGACCGAGGUUCCAGGGAAGAUGGUUGUUAUUGGUGGUGGUAUCAUCGGUCUCGAAAUGGGUAGCGUUUGGAGCCGUCUCGGCGCCGAUGUGACUGUUGUCGAGUUCUUGGGCGGUAUUGGUGGUGUUGGUAUUGAUGAGGAGAUUGCCAAGCAGUUCCAGAAGACCUUGACAAAGCAAGGCUUCAAGUUCAAGCUGAACACCAAGGUCACCGGUGCUGAGAAGCGCGACGGCAAGGUCUUCGUCAACGUCGAGGGUGCCAAGGGCGGAAAGGAAGAGGUCCUCGAAGCCGACGUCGUCCUCGUCUCUGUCGGCCGUCGCCCCGUCACUACCGGCCUCAACCUGGAGAAGAUUGGCGUCGAAGUCGAUCCCAAGGGCCGUAUCGUCAUUGACUCGCAAUUCAAUACCACCGUCGCUGGCAUCAAGUGUAUCGGCGACGUCACCUUCGGUCCCAUGCUCGCGCACAAGGCCGAGGAGGAGGGCAUUGCGGCCGCUGAGUAUCUCCAUUCCGGUCACGGACACGUCAACUACGGCACAAUUCCCUCCGUCGUCUACACCCAUCCCGAGGUCGCAUGGGUCGGCAAGACCGAGCAGGAGCUCAAGGCGGACGGCGUUCAGUACAAGAUCGGCAAGUUCCCCUUCAUGGCCAACUCUAGGGCGAAGACGAACCUCGACACCGAGGGCCAAGUCAAGUUCAUCACGGAGAAGGAGACUGACAAGAUUCUCGGCGUUCACAUCAUUGGACCUAAUGCUGGUGAGAUGAUUGCGGAAGCCGUUGUCGCAAUGGAGUACGGUGCCAGCUCUGAGGACAUCGCACGCACCACUCACGCACACCCAACGUUGAGCGAGGCUUUCAGGGAAGCUGCUCUUGCCGCUUACACUGGCAAGGCUAUUCACUUCUAGUUAUAUUGCGUUUGGUUUGAGGGCUUUUGUGUGGUCGAUUGCGUGAAUAGACGAGACACGGCGAACCUUUUAUUUUAAUGAAACAUAUUUCUACAUCUCUGUCUGCUUGAGGCUGUUACAUAAGAUCAGAAAACCUGUUUGAAUAUGUCACCGAAAUAAGAGAAAACCAUGCUUUUGGCAAGUGAAUCGCUUUCGUUGAUGCCUGGCUUGCUCCGCUCGAUUGAAUGCUAGGCUGGUCGACCACUGCACCAUCACAAUCGUCGAUCUGACCCAAAUCUGACCUCGCCAUCCCCGUUCUGCUUCACUCUCGAUCCUCCGAGAUGUGAUCGUUCGAGCUCUAUUCAACGGAAGCUCAAUGCUUUGAUCCGUUGAUUUCACUGCUUCCGAAGGCCCUUCUCGUUCUCCUCCGCGUUUUCGUGUCUCUGAAUCUUCCUGCUUUAUUUCUGGGUUUUGCAAAGGUUUUUGAACAUGUUUUUAUGUGGUACGAAUGAAUCCAAGGCGCUAUCGUAUAGU